AAAAAAUAGUAAAUAAAUAAAUAAAUAAAAUAAAAAUCUAGAAAUGAGGUAGAGACAAAAAUUGAACGAGUGGUCUUCAAUUAAAUAUGGGAUAAUGAAUAAACCUUAAUGAUUCUUUUUAACAUAUUUGAAUAAUUCUUAAAAGCGCGUAUCUCUUGUUACUCAGAUGGUUUGGGAGAAAAACGAUGGAAAAGUACCCAUACUGAAGAUAGAUAGGUAUUGUAUGAAGAGGUGCAUGACUUUGGGUUCUCAUUAAUGUUGCAAACACAUAAUUGCCAGCUAAAAAUUAAUUUAAAUACGUUUUAAGCCUGUAGAUAAAUAAAGGGAUGAUAUCAUUUUUGUUGAUUACGCUUCAUUGAUGAGAAACUGCCAGCUGUCAAAACCUACCUCGUUCGUUCGCGAGAAAAUAUUUUAAAUUUGAAUACUGAAAUUGGUAGUCCUCUCAAUAUUAACAGGCGUUUCAGGAAAAAAAAAACAAAAACAAAAACAAAACAAAACAAAAAAAACAAUUACGGAGGAAAAAUUUUUCCACGAACCAAGGGAAACUACAUGUAAAUCAUGCUUCUUUCAACAACCGCCAUAGUGUUCGUUGUAAUCGUUACACUUGAGGUAACCAUCAUCGUCACAGGAAACGUGUUCACCAUUUUUGUUUUCUGGACCCAAAGACUCCGCUUGAAACGAACGUUUCUUCUCCUGAUAAACCUCGCUGUGGCUGAUUUACUUGUAGGACUAGGAGAAGCUCUGGUUCUCGCGGCUAACACAAUUCCCAAUGGUGGAAACGAAGAAGAGAAAAUAGAAAGCCCUUGGUGGGCAUUCCAAGUAUUUGGCAGCAGUACCUCAGUGCUCUUUCUCGUUCUAAUUUCGCUGGAACGUGUUUACUCCGUGCUGUGGCCAUUUCGUCAUCGUGUAACAAGUACUUGUGCUUACGUUUACAGCAUUGUUAUCGUCUGGGUAACUGGAGUUUGUAUGAGUGGAGUGACGUUGUUAAAGAUAUAUCUUAUAGACGGUAUGUAUGCUGCUGCCACCUACGCUUCGGCUCUCUUUGUUUCUCUGCUGGUUAUUUGUACAAGUUACCUAACGAUCCGUUUGCGGUUGCAGAGUACAGCACCUAUAUCAGAAUUCCAAAACCAAGCAUCAAGAGAAAAAUCGUUGCGAAUGUCUAGGACAGUUUUCAUAGUGGUCGCUGUAUCGCUUGUCUUUUGGUUUCCCACUUUCGUUGUGAUCACUAUAAGAGACUUCUGUUCAUGUUUCUCUCCGCUGGCGGUGUGGUUUGUGGUUGUUCUACAGCUUGGGAAUUCCAUGGUAAAUCCAUUUGUUUACAGCUUUAGGAUGCCAAUUUUUGAAGAUGCUCUUAAGAAAUGCUGGAGAAAGCGUCGACAAAAUAUUGAAUUAAGACCUUUCCCGAGGAAACCGCACAAUGCGGAGUGCAACUUGUGAAAUAUAGUACGAAUUUUCAAAGGUUCGUGGCAGGCUCGAUGGCCUAAUACAUGUAAUUAUCAUAUUAGUUUCCGAUCGAGUAAUGGAGUCAUUGUCAGUGUUGUUUCUUUGGGCAAGGUACUCUCACAGAACUCACGGUGUCUCUGUCUCCCAAGGUAAACAUGGAUAUCCGCCAAGCUGAUGCUGGGGUCAUCUCAGUGAUGGAUUAGCAUGCUUUACCACCGAGACGGAUUUAUUUAUCUUAUUGUAUAAUAACUUGAUUUCUUGCACACUUGACCGAUAUUUGCGUUUUUACCAUAAGGAAAUUCUUCAUCAGUUUGCGAGAAAGAGGUGACGUUUAAUUCAUUAAAAUAUUGUAAAAUUUAAUUGAAGAGUGUUUUAGAAUGAAAGCCGUAGUAUGACUUAUCGAAUCUUUGUUGUUAUAGUAAGUACAGUCCAAGUUUGCCGAUGUUUCAAAGAAGGAAAGUUCUUCUUUAGAGACAAGUGUCCUAUGUGUAAUUUUUCAGCAAAAUUCUAUAAGUUUGUUCAGUCGAUUUGCAUAUAAUUUUCAGUUGCUUAAAACAGAUUUUUUUUUUUUUUUU
This is a messenger RNA of Orbicella faveolata, 2018 nucleotides long. Its product is annotated as sphingosine 1-phosphate receptor 1-like. The record is from RefSeq and is a predicted model, not a curated record. Lineage: Eukaryota; Metazoa; Cnidaria; Anthozoa; Scleractinia; Merulinidae. Gene Ontology annotation, biological process: G protein-coupled receptor signaling pathway. Gene Ontology annotation, cellular component: plasma membrane. Gene Ontology annotation, molecular function: G protein-coupled receptor activity.